AUGGUCGAAGCAAUGACUGACGCGCCCGCGCCUCGCAAGAGAGGCCGGCCACGAACUGUGACGGACGAUCAGCGAGUUCACGAGAGACGUCGAAAGCAGCUUCGCGUCGCGCAGCAAGCAUAUCGCAAGAGAAAAGAGACCACGAUCGUCAAGCUGCAAUCUCGCGUACAGGAACUCGAGUCGGGCAUCGAAGAGCUCAGUGAGUCGUUCCUUUCCUUCAGUAAUCUUCUGUUCGAGGCUGGGAUUCUCCAAAAUCAGCCUCGUGUCACAGCUGCUCUGCAAAAAAUUACACAGCAAUGCGUGUCGCUUGCCAAAAGUGGCUGCGACGAGGCCGAACAAGCACCUGCAGCCCCGGCGGAGGUAUCGCCAUCGACGUCUCCCACGGUCAGCGAUACACAAGAUAUAAUCUCAAAUUACAAUCCGCUCAUAACGCAACUUGAUUCAUUGCCAAUAAUCGGUGACGCUUUCCAGUCCUCGUCGGACCUCGCGGCUCAAUUACCCCCCAUGCCACCCUACCAAGAACAAGCAAUUCCACCGUUCGGAAUAGUCUUGUCGUCUCUGAAUAUCCCCUUCUCACCCAUCCCUAGUCCCGUCUUGAAUUUCCCGUCCACAGUAUCGCCCGACAAUCUCUUAAAGCAAGGGCGCUGGCCACUCUCAUACCGUCUGGUCCGACAAUGCUGCGAGAUUGGAUAUCAUCUAUUAACAAGCUCGUCUGGAGACGAUCCAAGGGCCAAAGCAAUCUUCGGCAAACGAUUGACCAUUGACGAGCGCAACCGCUAUAUCUCCGGAUUCUUCGCCGCCAUGCACGACGAAGUAGGAGACAUGAUCGAGUUGAGGACAAAAGUUCUCAAUUCAAGGAGGAGGAGCUACUCGCCUGAACAACUCGCCGUUUCCUCUCGAACGUGGCAAAUUGUCAUUGAAUCGGGUGCUGAUGAGUGGAUGGAUGCGAGUGGUGUGCAAAGGCUGCUACAGGAGCGAGGGAUUCGUAUUCAGGACCCGAGCUCGCCCCUCUCCAGUCCCCGGUUCAAUUCGGCUCCGCAGCUCAACGCAGCGAGCUUCAUUAAAUAUCUUUCCCUCUGCCCUAUCUGUCUCGGUCGCGGACCAGCGUUCCGAAAGCGCGAUGUUGAGAAUGCCAUUCGCCUUGCAACUCUUGAUGAUCCUUGGGCGUUUAACCCUGUGUGCGAAAUACCAUGA
Molecule: messenger RNA, 1194 nt
Organism: Aspergillus udagawae
Lineage: Eukaryota; Fungi; Ascomycota; Eurotiomycetes; Eurotiales; Aspergillaceae
Product: bZIP transcription factor
Exons: 3
Coding region: 1-1194 (397 amino acids)
Biological process (GO): regulation of DNA-templated transcription
Molecular function (GO): DNA-binding transcription factor activity
Source: RefSeq, a predicted model, not a curated record